AAUGAACCAGAUUACACAAAGUAAUGCUAUUCUAAGGCAGUUUUCAUCUGGAAAUUUUAAUAUCAAGUCCUUGUUCACACAGUGUAUCGGUAAUAGAAACUACCCAGAAAUUAACACCAACAAUUACCCAUUCAAUACAUCAGAUCAUUAUACUCCCAACUCAGAACAUUAUACUCCGGAUAACACAGUUGAUAGUGUAAAUAGUGUGGGCAGUGUGGAGAUAUCACGAUUGUGUGUGAGGGAGAAUGAGUUAAAUUCGAUAAAACUGGACAAGCCAAAGAACGUUAAAAAGUUAAUGAAAAAACUGAGGCUAAACGAUGUCAAAUUUAGGGAGAGUAAAAUAAUAAUAAAUCUCAGGGUGUUGAACAAGUUUUAUGAGUUAAUUUAUGAGAAUGAGAUGAGAGUGAAGGAGGAGAUAGCAGUAGCAUUUACCACGCUGGAAAUGCUAAAAAAUCAGCCACACGGACAGGUUUUACAACUUGUCACUGAAAAUCUAAACAUCGCAUUCAUGAUGAUUAAUCUCUCACAAAUGUACCUACACCUCUCCAAUUCCAUACUACAGAGAAUCACAGAGUUCUACUCCAAUCUCUCAGGAAAUGAUGUGGAAAAUGCUGCUGCUGGACCUAACACCGUAACGGAACCCCGUGUAACAAAAAGAGUAAAACUCUUAGUGGGAAGGAUAAUAGAAUCACAAGUGCAAUCGAGGUUAUUUUUACAUUUAUCGUAUGAGAAGAUGAUGAGGUUGAUAAGUCAGACGCAUAUGAAGUUUAGUGCUGGGAAGUUCCGAGUGAAUACGGCGCUGGAAUUUAAGUUCAAAUUACAACUCAACAGCGUGAUAAAUUACCUUUACGAAGCAGUCAAAGAUUCAGAUUUACUCGUGGAUAAUCAAGUUACUCUCGCUAACUUAGCACAACUCGACGUUGUAACACUGGAUAAAGUUGACAUACCAGUAGAUAAUUUACCCACUGCCAUCACACAAUAUAUCACACAAUACAUCACACAGUAUAAUCCAAACCCUUAA
Molecule: messenger RNA, 1021 nt
Organism: Theileria parva strain Muguga
Lineage: Eukaryota; Apicomplexa; Aconoidasida; Piroplasmida; Theileriidae
Exons: 2
Coding region: 2-1021 (339 amino acids)
Source: RefSeq, a predicted model, not a curated record